UUGCCUAAGGGAAAGCUUCGUUCUCUACACAACACAAAUCUUCUCUGGUCUUGGCCAAAAAAAAAAAAAAAGACUCAAAUUCUCUGCUUGAAAGCUUUCAACAGUUUGAGCUUUCUUUUCAGGCAAAAAUGGAAGAAAUUAUCUUAUCCGCCGUUGCAGAAGGGAUUUUUGGGAUGUUGGCUUCUCAUGGUAUCCAAGAGAUUGGCUUGCUGUGGGAUGUGAAUGAUGACCUUGAACAACUUAGGAACACUGUUUCAGCAAUCAACGCUGUACUUCUCGAUGCCGAGAAGAAGCAGAACCAUAACCAUCAAGUCAAAUUUUGGCUUCAGAGGCUUCAAGAAGUUGUUAUUGGUGCUGACGACUUGGUGGACGACUUAUCCUAUGAAGCUCUGCGAAAGAGUCUGAUGCCGGGAAGCAACAGCAUGGUCAAGCAGCUAUGCACUUUCUUUUCCUCCUUCAACCAAAUAAUUUACAGGCAUAAGAUGGGUCACAAAAUAAAGAAUGUGAGGAGGAAACUGGCUGCAAUUGGAAAUGAUGCAAAACUGCUGGAUUUGGAGGAGCGUCAUGGAGAGACUCAUGUUGUGACUAGACUGAGGGACCAUACGUACUCUUAUGUAUAUGAGAAAGAAGUGAUUGGUAGGGAUGAUGAUAGGAUUGCCAUCUUACAGCUUCUGUUGGAUACCAAAACUAAGGAGAACGUAUCUAUCAUCCCCAUUGUUGGUAUUGGAGGUAUAGGUAAAACCACACUUGCCCAACUUGUUUUUAAUGAUAAACAAGUUCAAAAGCAUUUUGAUCUUAGAUUAUGGGUUUGCGUCUCUGAUAAUUUUGAUGUGAAAUUACUUGUUGAAAAGAUCAUUAAAUCUGCAAAUGUGGAACUUAAUACAAAUAAGGAGAUAGAACAAUUGCAACAAAUUCUUCGUGAAAAGAUAAAUGGAAAACGAUAUCUUCUUGUACUCGAUGAUAUUUGGAAUGAGGAGCAAGAGAAAUGGAACUACUUGAAAAGGUUACUAUUAAAUGGUGGGACAGGAAGUAAAGUAAUAGUAACCACACGGAGUAAAGUUGUUGAAAGGAUUACAGGCACAAUGCCUGCAUAUGGGUUAAAAGUCAUGGAUGAAGAGAAAUCUUGGGCUCUAUUUAAGAAAAUAGCUUUGAAGCAAGAACAAGAGUCAAAUAUCAGUUCCAAAAUUUCAGAAAUUGGAAGGCAUAUUGUGGACAAAUGUGGUGGAAUUCCUCUUGCAAUAAGAACAAUAGGAGGCAUGCUGCGUCUAAAAAAUCCAGAGACAGAAUGGUCAUCAUUUAUGGAAAAAGAGCUAUCAAAAAUACCUCAAGGAGAAGAUGAUAUAAUCCCAACACUUAAAUUGAGUUACUAUCAUCUUCCAUCAAAUUUGAAACAGUGUUUUGCAUAUUAUUCUUUAUUUCCUAAAGAUUAUGUAAUUGUUGUAGAAAAUCUAGUACAUCAUUGGAUGGCGCAAGGUUUUAUUAAGAUAUCAAAUCCAACUGAUUAUUUGGAAGACGUGGGUUACGAGUAUUUUAAGGAAUUACUUUGGAGAUCCUUCUUCGAAGAAGUUGAAACAGAUGAGAAUGGCAAUGUAACAAAAUGCAAAAUGCAUGAUUUAAUGCAUGACCUUGCGGAGUCAAUAACACGAUCUGAGUUUGAUAGGCGGAAAGGAAGUACAGAACCUAUUAACGGUAAAACACGUCAUGUGUUGUUGUAUGAAUAUGAUUCUGAUUUAGUAGAAAAAAUUCAACCUUCAUUGAUACAAGCUAAAAAGAUGAGGACGAUUCUUAUGCCUAAUGUGGAUAGAUGGCGGUCGGGGUAUACAAUUACUGAUGGUGAGUCAACAUGUGAGGCAAUUGCUUUAAAUUUGAAGUUGUUACGCACGUUGGAUUUGCGUAAUUUUGGUAUUGGGAAAGUGCCUAAAUCUAUUGGUAAGCUGAAGCAUUUGAGAUAUCUUGAUCUUUCUUUUAAUGGUUUUAAGGUACUACCAGAUUGUGUCACCAGAUUGCAUAAUUUACAAACACUGAACCUCGUUUGUUGCAGUCGUCUUCAAGUAUUGCCUAAAGACAUCAAUAAACUAAUCAAACUCCAGAGUCUUAAUAUUGAGGAGUGCAGGAAUCUGAAAUACUUGCCACGUGGAAUAGGUGAAUUAAGUAGCCUUCGCAAAUUAUCAAGGUUUACAUUGAGUAAGGGCACGAGUUUUUUCUCUAAGCAUCAGCGUGGCGGUGGGCUUGAUGAAUUACGGAGACUGAACAACUUGCGAGGGUCGCUGGUAAUUGAAAACUUGAGAAUAGAUGUCAUGGUACAACCAAAGGAUGCAAAUCUGAAAGAGAAGCAACAUCUUCGAUCCUUAAGUUUAGGUUGGAUUAAAGAUGUUAAAUUGGAAGAAAUAACGGAGGCAGUGGCGGAGGGAUACGAAAUGCAACUGGAAGUCCUCCAACUGCAUCCAAAUCUCAAAGACUUGUGUAUUCGGAGAUAUCAGGGUGUCAGGUUUCCAAGUUGGAUUGACUCGCAUACAAAUAUGGUAACAUUGGCUUUAUGGAAGUGUCACAAAUGCCAACAUCUGCCGUCACUGCAUCAACUUCCUUGUCUUAAGGAAUUGAGGCUGUAUAAAUUGGAUGCUCUUGAGUAUGUUUCAAAGGAUGAGUACUUGUCUUGCUCAUCAUCGUCCUCUUCCACUUUAAUAUUCUUUCCUUCCCUAGAAAGACUGGAGUUGAAAUACUUGCCUAAUUUAAAGGGGUGGUGGCGGAGGAGUGAUAGUUCCUCUGCCACAGCGAGUAGUAGUCAUGAUGAUCAUAUGUUGCCCGUAUUCCCCAAUUGUCUUUCUCAUUUAAUUAUCAUGGGUUGCCCAAGCUUGACAUGCAUGCCACUUUUUCCAUAUGUAAGCGAAGAUGUAAUCUGGAGUAAUUCUAAUUGGAUACCAUUCCAACAGACAAUCCUCAGUGUCAGUGGUGGCGGAGCAAGACCCGUUAUUGAUCAACCAUCAUCAUCAUCAUCAUCAACAUCUUCCUACUACUCUCCACUCUGCAAAUUGACGUCUUUGGCUAUUCAUAGCAUUCAUGAUCUACAAUUUCUCCCAGAUGAGCUGAAAAGCCUCACUUCCCUCAAGGAUCUGCAUAUCGGGAACUGCCAAGAAUUUAAGUCUCUAUAUCCGGGUAUUCAGCAUCUCACCUCACUUCAAUAUUUAACGAUUGAAAACUGCAAGAAGCUCGACAUGUGUGAUGACGAAGCCCAUGCAAUUACAAUGUGGCAGCAACCUCUCAGAAGGCUCCAAACACUGUCGUUGCAUAGGCUUCCACAACUAGUGGAUCUCCCAGGUGGCCUUCAACAACUUACCAGCCUGCAGAAACUGGAGAUUAGUGAUUGUCAAAAUUUAGUCUCACUUUCGGAGUGGAUUAAAAGCCUCACAUCUCUUCAAUACCUUAAACUUUAUGGCUGCCCCAAAUUGGCAUCAUUGCCUGAAGAAAUAACAAGUCUCACCUCUUUACGCAGCUUGGAGAUUCAGUUUUGUGACGCCUUAUUACCAAGAUGUGAAAGGGAAAAGGGCGAGGAUUGGCCUAAGAUUUCUCUUAUCCCAGACUUGCGGAUCCAUUGAAGAUAGAAUUCAAAAACCUCUGUACAAG
Messenger RNA from Ziziphus jujuba (common jujube), 3621 nucleotides. Its product is annotated as disease resistance protein RGA2-like. The coding region runs from base 129 to 3593 and encodes 1154 amino acids. Gene Ontology annotation, molecular function: protein binding; ADP binding. The transcript has a single exon. The record is from RefSeq and is a predicted model, not a curated record. NCBI's taxonomy places the organism in Eukaryota, Viridiplantae, Streptophyta, Magnoliopsida, Rosales, Rhamnaceae. Gene Ontology annotation, biological process: defense response to other organism.